AUGGACGCGGCCAUCUUUGUCAGCUCCAAGCGCCGCCGGAGGGCUUCCGCCGCGGGCUGGAUCUUCGACUUGGAUCAUGGGACUGAAGGGGAAGGGAGCUAUGUCCAAGGCAAUUUUUCUGUUUAUGGUGGUGAGGAUUCAGAUGCGUUGUUGUUUGCUGAAGAUGCAAUCGAAGAUGAUUCAGAUGAUGGAGAUGUUUCAUCACAGCCACUGCCACCCUAUGUUGACAUGGUAUUUGACACACUUGAGGAUGCUCAGAAAUUCUACAAUGACUAUGCCUUCAAGUUGGGGUUCGGGACACAUAUAUCUUCCUCAAAAUUCAGCCAGAAGAGAGGCCAGAAGAAAGAGGAUCAAAUAUUGAUCAAGAGGUUCUUUGGGUGUGUGCAUGCCAGAAAGCCCGAUAAAACGGAAACGCGUAGCACAUCAGAGAGCAUUGCAACAGGAAAAAGCAACUCCAGUAGGCAGCCUAGUGAAGGAAUGGAUGUGACAAGAAAACGUCAAAAGAACAGGCUGCCGGAGUGUGUUAGGUACUACCGGUCGCACCGCAGUAUACCUGCCGAGGAUUACCAGCUCUUGUUGACGUUGCAUGAUGUGAACCUAUCAAAUUCAGAUUGCAUGGGUGUCCUCGGCAGGGUCCAUGGAGGUGACACCAGGAUACUCCCAUAUGUGAAGAGAGAUGUUUCGAAUGAACGUGCAAAGCUCCGGAGAGGGCUAACAUUCCGAGACAUGGAUAUGACAGUCGAGUACUUUGAGAGGAGGAAAGCUGAGAAUCCAGAGUUUUUCUAUGCGAAACAAAAGGAUCCUGCAACAAACUCCGUGACUGCCUUGUUUUGGGUUGAUGGGAGAACAAGGGCGCUCUACCCGAAAUAUAAAGAUUGUGUGUUCUUCGAUACAACCUUCUGCACCAAUAGAUACAAUAUGCCAUUUUCUCCUAUAGUUGGGGUCAACAACCAUCUCCAGACCAUUGCACUCGGGUGUGCCUUGUUGCCGGAUGAAAGUAUUGAAACAUUUAAGUGGGUCUUCCAACAGUGGAUGGUUGCAAUGGAUAACGAUCAUCCCACAAACAUCAUGACCGACCAGGACAAAGCGAUGGCAACAACUAUUGAUGAUGUGUUGCCAAACACCUGCCAUAGGUGUUGCAAGUUUCAUGUGUUUAGCAAUGCACGUACCAAGUGGGGGAGGCUGUUGAGAAGAGAUGAAGCGUUUGCAGAUGUGUUCUACACUUGUAUCAAUCAAUCAGAAACCAUUGAGGAGUUUGAGGAAACAUGGCAACACAUGUUGCAUUGUUUUGAAGUGGCUGAGAACAAACACCUGAAGAACAUGUGGCAAACAAGGCACAUGUGGGCUCCAGCGUACUUCAAGAACAAAUUCUUCCCGUUCACAAGCACAACGGGCAGGUCGGAGGAGAUUAACUCAUAUUUCAAGACACUGAUUCGUCCGGCUGAUUCCGUUUGGAGGUUUGUCCAGCAAUACGAAAUGUGCCAAGAAACUAUGCUUGAUCGUGAAGACAAUGCUGGAUUCACUGGUGAAACAACAACUCCGCCACUAUACUCUCGGUACAACAUUGAGCGCCAAGCUGCUGCUUACUACACUCGUAGCGUCUUUGGCAAGUUCCAGAAGCAGGUGAUCGCAUCUACCGGCUUCAUUAUCAACCAAGAUGCUGAGUAUCGAGGGCAAGGCCUGCUGUUUGAGCUAAAGGCAAGCUCCUAUGAGAACCAAAAACUCUAUUCUGUGCAUGUUAUGAUGGAUGAAGGGUUGUUUGAAUGUAGUUGCCACUACUUUGAGAUGAAUGGCCUGAUUUGUGCACAUAUAAUAAGGGCAAUGGUGCAUCUGAAUGUUCAAGAAAUUCCGCAACAAUACUUGUUGGAGAGGUGGUCUGAAGCAGCCACAACAAGCAUGGGCAGGACUGGCCGAUUGUUGGACUUCGGGCACCCCUCAACGAACACAUUGAAAUACAACUCCUUGUGUCGAAGGUUGACAUGGCUCGCCUCUAAUGCAUGUUGCAACGAUGAUGCCUACAAGAUAUUGGAUGAAGCAAUAACAAUUCUUGAGCCUGCCAUAGCAGCGACAAACAGAGGAGCGCUGUCAGGGCAACAAGCAACGCAACAGAGUGAACCCCCAACACCACCUGCUGCCGCAACGAGAACAUAG
This is a messenger RNA of Triticum dicoccoides, 2151 nucleotides long. RefSeq names its product protein FAR1-RELATED SEQUENCE 5-like. The transcript has 4 exons. Gene Ontology annotation, biological process: regulation of DNA-templated transcription. The coding region runs from base 1 to 2151 and encodes 716 amino acids. Lineage: Eukaryota; Viridiplantae; Streptophyta; Magnoliopsida; Poales; Poaceae. The record is from RefSeq and is a predicted model, not a curated record. Gene Ontology annotation, molecular function: zinc ion binding.